Messenger RNA from Caenorhabditis elegans, 1708 nucleotides. RefSeq names its product Phosphatidic acid phosphatase type 2/haloperoxidase domain-containing protein (gene plpp-1.1). Gene Ontology annotation, cellular component: membrane. Bases 86 to 1090 code for a protein of 334 amino acids. NCBI's taxonomy places the organism in Eukaryota, Metazoa, Nematoda, Chromadorea, Rhabditida, Rhabditidae. Gene Ontology annotation, biological process: phospholipid metabolic process. The transcript has 5 exons. The record is from RefSeq and is marked reviewed.
AACAAUUUUAGGCACUUGGGACCCCAGAGCCAAGCUCAUUGAGCCGCAGCCGCCCGUGACCGCCGCCGGUGACGACGACGACAAAAUGAGCGACAACAACACGAUUCGUAUGAGCCGUGUGCUCUGCGAUUUCCUGGUGCUCACACUUAUCGCGAUUCCCCUGUACGUCUUCCACGAAUUCAUUCCUCCAGUCCGUCGUGGUUUCUACUGUGAUGAUGAAUCGAUUCGCUAUCCGUUCCGUGAUUCAAAAGUCACCCGACAGAUGCUCAUCGUCGUCGGGCUCCUGAUUCCGAUUCUCUUGAUUUUGGCUACCGAACUAUUCCGAACGCUUGCCUGGGAGAAGAAGUGCGAGACCGAAUUCAAGACUUAUCACGUACGCAAUCACUCCGUCCAUCGUCUCGUCGUUCGUCUCUACUGUUUCAUCGGCUACUUCUUCGUCGGCGUCUGCUUCAAUCAACUGAUGGUCGACAUUGCCAAGUACACGAUCGGACGUCAACGCCCACACUUUAUGGAUGUGUGCCGCCCGGAUAUUGGCUAUCAGACGUGCUCUCAACCUGAUCUUUAUAUCACUGAUUUCAAGUGCACCACUACCGACACUAAGAAGAUCCACGAAGCUCAACUUUCCUUCUAUUCUGGGCACUCUGCGUUCAGUUUCUACGCCGCCUGGUUCACCUCCCUGUACCUUCAGGCUCGCCUAUUCCGUCCGUUAUUCUCUCGGCUUUUGCUUCCAGUUAUUCAAUUUCUGUUGUUCGGUGGAGCAGCUUAUGUCUCGUUGACUCGUGUUUCGGACUAUAAGCAUCAUUGGUCGGAUGUACUGGUUGGAGCAAUUAUGGGAAGUGCAAUUGGAGUAUUUGUGGCUCUUUUUGUUGCCGAGGUCUUUAAGAGACGUGAGAUUCCGUCGUGUGGACCGUCGAAUGAGUUUGGAUUGAUUAGAAUGGACCGUCCUGACGGAGUGUCAAACGCCAACGGAAACGGCUCGAAUACCGUAGUCUCCACCCAACACGUCAUCGUUUCCGAAGUGGAUCCGGCGAAUCAGCGACUAGUCCAAUCCACCGAGGAAGCUCGCCGCGACUUUUUUCAAGCCGUCUAACACCCGAUCACCGUGCAGCUGAGCUCUCUGAGCACCACCAUGCUUUUGCUAAUUCGCCACGUUUUUUAUUACACCCCCCCCCCCCCCAAUAAGGAUUUUGUAGGAUUUUCAGCGUUUUCUCGGAACGCCGUGACCUACAAAAAUUCCCGAUUUGAUCUGCUUCCAAAUCCUCGCUUAUUCUUAUUCCCCCAUAAUAUUCGAAUUUAAUAUCACACAUUGCUUGACCCGCUUUUUUUUGAAAGUUUAAGCAGCUUUUUUUUUGAAGCUUAAAGCUUGACGGAAAGCUUUAUUCUACGAUACCUCUCCCAUCGCUUUUAAUACACUGUACCCGACUUUGACAGCUUAUAUCUCUGCUCAAAUUGAAGAUAUCAGAGCAUUUUCAACUAGAAAUCUAUAGAAAAAUGUGUGAGAAACUUUCUGUUAGUUGAACAUUUUCUGGUAAAACCAAUUAGAACCGAGAUAUGACCAAUUUUGGUGUUAGAGCCCAAAAUAUCGCACAUCCCUGAUCUCAUUUUUCACCUUUGUGCACUUUUGGCAUUUCCCCUCUCACACAACAACUUCCCCAUCCCCUUCUAUUCACCGUCCACUGAUAACGUGAUGAAGCUUGCCUCAUUGCGA